This is a messenger RNA of Paramecium pentaurelia, 683 nucleotides long. The record is from the annotation of a GenBank genome assembly. Lineage: Eukaryota; Ciliophora; Oligohymenophorea; Peniculida; Parameciidae.
AUGAAAUCAUUCAAUUAAAUCCUAUUCUUAAUUUUAAUAGUAGUCCCAACAGUAAUUGCAGUGAAAGGUGUUGAUUUGAGUGCAUCCUUCAAUAAUUUUUCAUGUAUUAGAAAUGCUGGCUAUUAAUUUGCUAUUGUAAGAGGAUAUAUGAGUUAUGGUGCUGCUGAUACUGUAGGUCUCUAAAAUUUAAGAAAUGCUAAAGCAGCUGGAUUAAUUGGUGAUGCUUAUUUUUUCCCUUGCAAAGGAAGUAUAUAUAUAAAUCCUAAAUUUUUAAGAGAAGACUGCUUCAGCUUAAGUUUCUGAAUUUGAUAGUGUAUUUAAUUCAGAAUAUGGUACAGUAUGGAUUGACGUUGAAUACAAUCCCAGUACUGGAUGUGGAUGGAGUACCUCAGAUUAUUCAGGAAAUUGUUAAUUUUUAUAAGACAUUGUGAGAGAAUUAGGAAAUAGAGGAAGAUUAGUUGGAAUAUAUGCAUCUUAAUAUUAAUGGUCAACUAUAAUGGGAUCUGCUUCAGCUUGUGCUUAUUUUACAUCAAAGCCACUUUGGUAUGCUCAUUAUGACAAUAAUCCAUCCUUUAGUGAUUAUUCUAAAUAUGCUUUUGGUGGAUGGUCAACUCCAUCAAUUAAAUAAUAUUUAGGAGACACAACCUUAUGUAGUGUAGGAGUUGAUCUCAAUUUUUAUUGAA